AUGAAUCCCUACGUGUAUCCACCAGCACCAUUACAGCAACCUCAGCAGUACCAGUACCAAGUACAGUACACUCAACAACAACCGUAUUACUACGUUCAACAACCUUCUGCUCAAGCGCAAGUUUUUCAAGCGCCACAACAGUAUGCACAAUACGGAGCUGUCCCUAAUCAGACUCCUCAGACAGCUGCUUCAGUAGGUCAGUAUCCUGUACAGGGAUAUACUCAAGUCGCUGGCGCACAGCAGUUUGUGGCAGCUAAUGCUCCGGGUCAAAAUGUUUUCACCGCAACCGUUCAAGUCAGUCAAGGCCACGAUCAGGCGACAGCACAAAAAAACGCGCCGAUCGCGAGCGAGAAGAGACCACCGCCAUUACCGCCGGAGCAAAUUGAUUCCUCUUCCGCUGCUCCUCCUCCUUUACCACCUGAGCCAGCACCUAAUUCUCUAUCAAAAGUUGAACAGCAGAUCACCGAAGCCCAGAAGAAGUAUCAGGAGAAGUACGCGGAAUGGCAGCGGCAGUAUGCCCAGUGGCAGGCUCAGCAUCAGAACCACCCUGAUCAGAAGCAGUACCAAGAGUGGCAACAGCAGAUGAAUCAGUGGACGCAGCAUAAUCAAACCUUAAUGCAGAUAAAAGGAGGAGACAAGCAGCCUCAGCCAAUUCAAAAUCAGGCUGCCGUAGGAAGUGUGUCUACUCCAGCUCAAGUGGGCACAGUUGUACAGCAGCAGCAGCAAUAUCAACAAUAUCAACAACAACCACAACAUCAACAACAACCACAGCAUCAACAGCAGCCACAGCAUCAACAACAACCACAGCAUCAAAAACAGCCACAGCAUCAACAACAACCACAGCAUCAACAACAGCCACAGCAUCAACAACAGCCACAGCAUCAACAACAACAACAACAACAACAACAACAACAACAACAACAGUUGUAUACUCAGCAAACUCCCUUCAAUCAGCAACAACAAUUUGUUCACAAUCAGCAUCAGCCUGUGCAAGUUCAAUGGCCACAAGGUAAUACUUCACAAAAUACCCCAAACCAGUAUAACCAGCAACAAAAUCCAAAUUUUCUUAACCAGCAACAAUCACAACAGCAACAACAAAGAUGGCAGUCGCAAUAUGAUCAAACUAAAACAUCGAACUGGACACAAAAUCAGAACAAUAGAAACAGGCAGAGUUCUCAGAUUUAUAAUCAAGGUUCAUCAGUGCCAAAAAUCCCUGGUUUAAUGGACAUUCAGCCAAUUAGGCCUCAAAAUGACAGUAAAAUUCAACAUAAAAAUGAAUUAACAUCAGAGAACAGUCAUCUCCCAAAGUGGAUGCAGUUUUCUAAAGCCUCAGCUGGAACAAGUGAAUCAGAGCAAAGUUCAAGAUUGUCACAGAAAUCUGCUGCAGCUGAAAGUAAACAUGUUCCAAAAUGGCUACAAUCUCAGCAGAGUUCUACAAAUCAGCAACAACAUCAAGGUGAUGAUGGUAUGCCCAGAUGGUUGAAAGAAAAACUUGAAAAAACUGAAUGGGAUGUGAAACAAGAAGCAGCAAAGAAAGCUCUCCAAACCAAGGAGGCUCAAAAGAAACAGAUUCCAAAAUGGUUACAGGAAGGGUCUUUGAAAAGUGAUCAAGCUGAAACUGUCUCUCAAGGGAAGCCAGUGCCAAACUGGCUUGGUAAUAGCAAACCUUUCCCUGUUGGUACCCAAGGAGAAGCUCACCAGACAAAACCUCAGAUACCAAAAUGGCUUCAGGCUAAGUUGCCUGCUGCUCCAGGAAAUACUGUGGGCCAAAUUACCCCAGGUAAAAAAAACAAAAAAAUUUCCAUGCCUUAACCCUUUGACUCCUAUGAAUGACCAAGACAGAAUUUCUCCUUACAAUGUUAAUGCAAUAUCAAUCAGACAAGUGAUGAAAAUGAAGAAAUUUAUCAAUGAGGGUAUUUAGUAGUUGAUCCAAAACCAAAUUCUCGGCAGUAGCAUCAUAAAAAUGAUAUGGUAGACAGUAAGGCCAAUUUCUAAAUAAACGAUAUCUAGGGAGUGAAAGGGUUAAGGCAACUGAAAGGGAAAGUAACUUUUGGGAAGUAAGCUUUGAGAUGUUUAGUAUGCCCCUGCAAAAUUUGAUCACGACAGGUGGACAGUUGUUUUUUUUACCUGAACAAAGACAAUGGGUCUGUUCAGUGGUAUAAUCUGUUGUAUAAUAUUUCACAAAAUGUCCUACAUUAUCUUCUGAUGACAAAUAUUUUGCAAUUUUAAAAGUAAAGGGUGAAGUCUGCACUCAGGCCAAGUGGUUCCCCCAGCCAGAGCUUAUUCCAGUUUCUACAGCAUGAAGCAACUAGGAGUAUAACCACUCCCCCCUGGUGGAGUGUUAGUCCAUCACAAGGUUAUUCCCUACCUGCCUGCCCUCCCUCCCCCCUUCCCCACACACACACCAAGUAUUUCAUCAGGCUUCCCUGGCGACAUGAAUUGGAGUGCAAUUUGGUGUUAAUGAGCACAAGUAAAUUUUUUAAAGACAAAAACAUUGCAAGAGCCUGUUGGCAAGUGCAAUUUGUAGCACUUAUUACUCUGGAAAAGGGGGCAAAUUUCUAAAGAAACUGUGGUGGUGCAUCUGUGGGAGAGUAUAAGAGGGUAAUUUAGUAUUAUCAACUGAGUUGAUAACAUAAAUUGCCACCAUAAAGAGUUUAAAAGCUGAGAUAUACAUUUCGAGUCCUCCGAUAGAGCAAACCUCUGAUGAAGAGCAAUGCUCAAAACAUCAGCUUUUAAACUCUUUACGGUGGCCAAUUUAUGUUAUCAACUCAGUUGAUAAUACUAAAUUACCUUCAGCCAAUCAGAAGUGUGUAAUUUCUUUUCAUGUAUAUUAUUACCCAUUUAUACUCUUCGGUGGAGAUAGGCACUUUAAGAGUAAAUUGUUUUGCCCAAGGAUAUAGCACAAUAACCCGGCCAGAUCUUGUACCCAGACCCCUCUAUCACUGCAUUUUCCAUGAUUCCUCAAUUUUAGCUCCUUGUAAAUGAAUUGGCAGCAUAGAAUGGUAAAGCAGUAGAAUGUAAAAUUUGUGCAAGGGAUUCCUUGUUCACAGCAUGUAUGCUUGUAGUAGUUUACAUUCGUGUAAUUUUGUUCAAAUGGCAUUUGAAGAUCAUAAUAUUAUUCUGUUUUUCUACUAGUUUACCAUACUAAGUAUUCAUGAACUCCUAAGAAUGGCCCAGACCAAAAUCUCAUAUUUCCAUAGUUUACAGUCUGUAAACGGCAAUAAUAUAUGAAUCUUGAAUUGAAUCUGUUGUUGAAUUGUAGGUGGAACUUUUACAAAAACAGCAUCUAAGUGGGAUAAAACAGAGAGGUAAUGUUGUGCUCUACAUUCUGCAUUUUUUAAGCAGAUCUACUGUUUCAAGGAGAUUUACCCAAUGGUAUUCAAGGGGUCAAAACUUGUAGUUUGGAGAUUGUUUGUUUUUUGUGAGAAGAAACUGUAUAAGGCAAGACUUUUUGUAAAAUUUUGCCAGGGUUUUUUUAUACAAGGAUCUGUCCAAGCCUGAUAAUGGUGUUUUUUUAUGCCUUCAAGACAAUUUUUUUUAAAUGUUUUGCAAAGAAAAAUCUGGGAAAGUGGAUGUUUUUAUGUUACCUUUUUUGAAAAUGAAGUGCAAACUUGUGAAAUGGUGUUCUGAAUCAUUUUUCCCACAAAACCAAAAGUUACUUAAAGAAAUUCAAGAAUUUUGUAACUCUCUUAGAGUGGCCUUUAAAAUUGUGGGGUAACUUUCAUCAAGAUCUUCUCAAUUAAUCAUACAUGUGCAUGACUGAAGAUCUCUUUUUUCCACCCUCAUAGAAGUUGUUGCAAUAUGAUCCUAGUGCCACUGCUCAGAUUUAUGGCCUUGACACCAGGGUUUUAAAUCAAAGUGAAAAAAUAAUUAGUCUAAAUUUAUAGUACAGGCCUCAAACCUAACUGAUUAGGGGAAUUUCUUUGCCCAAACAGAAAUACACCUUCUGGGACACUUGGUUUAAGUCCUGGUAACCUAGAUCCUCUAAAGGAGCUGGAGUUUUUACGCAAACAGCAAGAACAGCUUCAGCAACUUGAGAAACUGGAGAAACAACUGAAGCAGACAUCAAAUGCACCCAGUGCUAUGGGAAAGUCAGAAUCAACCACCAUAACAUCAUCAAGUUCUGUUGUAACCAGUAGCCAAGCUGAAAAAACAACAAAUGUUCCAUGGUUACAGUACAGUCUUGCAGGCCAGGAAAAUGAUAAAUCAAGUGCUAAAGAUCAUACUAAAGGUGAGGCAGUUUCAAUUUCUCUUCCAUAAUUCAAACACUGAUGAGCUUUGGUAGUGGUGAUCAAAAGUAACAUGUAGUUGGGAGGGGUAAAAGGCACCCCCCUUAUAUCUCAGUAAGGAGGGGUUUAACACCCAGUACCACAAGGAGGAACUACUACAGCUGCAUAUACCUCUAGAAACUGUCACAUUGAAUCUACAUGUAGUCCAGUGGAAACUGGAUGAUGAUCAUCAGCUUGUACACUACCAUUGCAAAAACCAACAUAAACAUGUGCAUUAGCAGCUCAUAAGGGAAGAAUAAGAAAAUAAGAAAAACUGCCCCCAUCAUAGGCUCAACAUUAAACUAUCUUUGGAGAAGCUGCACUUUCUAGCCAGAAUUAAAUUGAAUUUUGACUUAAACUUGAUUUGAUAUUUCAUUGUCAACAGUGAUAUACUAAUUUGUCCUUCAUCAAAAUUUUUUUGUUUCAGGUAGCACUGUAAGAAAUUUAAAGCCUACGGGAAAAAAGCAACCCUGCAGGUUCUUCCCUCAUUGCCGUUUUGGGAAUAGUUGCAAAUUUCAACAUCCUCCUUGCAAAUAUGGUGUGAGGUAUGCUGGCCAUUACAUCUCAUUGUUUGUAAUAGACUACAGCAAGAGCCUAAAAUAUGACCUUAGUUUUCAGGGCUUAAAAUAAAGGCCAGUCAAGAGAGGUCUUUUUUGUCGUAGAAAAGAGCAAAAAUGAGAAGAAAAAAGCAAAAAAAGAAUUAAGUAGCAUUUAAAACUACUCGAGGUGUGUGUGAAGAGAAAUAAAAAACAUUUCGUAUGAUUGAUACAUGUUUGUAAAUGUGCCUGUUUCAUUUAGAUGUGAGGAAGAUAGCUGCAUAUUUGAUCACAGUGAAGAUUCUUCAAAUGAACAACAUGCAGAGGAAUCACAGUACCAAGGUAUACUCUAAUGUCCACUGAUACCUCACUGUUAAACUUGUAAAGCCAUGAUGAAAAAUAAACCAAAAAAACAAUGUUUUUGAUUGGGGCUUUAGCAGGAGUGAACAGCCACAGAAACAGUAAGGGGUCAGAUUACAGGAUUGUUUUGUUUUGUUUUGUACACUCAUUAAAUACUCAUUGACCUUUUCAUGCAGGUAAUUUUCCAGAUGAGUCACAAAGCAAGGGUAUUGUAUCAUUAACAGGUCAAGGAGAUCAAAUUCCUGGUAUUGGAGAUGGUGAAUUUUCGAUAGUGCCAGUGCAAACUUCAGAUAAAACUGAAGAAGGUCAGUGGGUUGACAUCAGUUUUCAUACUUUCAGAGAAGAAUUGAUCAGCCUUGGAUUAAUAAAGAAAAAUGCAAAAGAUUUUCACAAAUUUGGGACAAAGAGGACUGAAACCUUAGUCUGUUCAGAUUAUGCAAUUAAAUGCCAUAGUACAAUUUUCAGUUAGGUGAGGUGCAUCAGAAGAUCAGCAACCAUGUUUUAAGGUUAAAUACAUGUUGUUGUCAUAGGCAGUUGGCUAAUUUGGUAAUGUGUCAUUUGACCUAUUUUGACAGUCUUUCAUAUUUGACAGUUGGGGAUGUGCAGCUCUUGAGUUACAGUUCACAUUGGAAAAGAGGAAGGUUGCCAUGACAACAAUGUUAUUUUAUGGUCAAAACCCCUUCGCCAAACUUUUUCCGAGCCUCACUUGUUUGAUAAUCAUAGUAGCAUUUGAGCUUCAGAGCACUUGUUGGCAAACUAUGCCAUAUCCUCUGUGUAGGUUAUGAAGUCCAACAAACAUGUCAAGUGUUCUUUAUGAGCAUGGAAUUAACCCUUUCACUCCCAAAUCCCAUUAUUUAUUCUCCUUACUGUCUGCCAUACAGUUUUUAUGAUAGUAAUUUGGAGAAUUAGGUAUUGGAGCAAUAAGUUAUCCCCUUAGAGUGAUAUUUUUCUUAAUUCUCAUCAGUUGUGUGCUUGAUAUUGUAAGGACAUUGUGAGGAGAAAUUUUAUCUUGGUCACUCAUGGGAGUCAAAGGGUUAAGAAAAAUAUUAGUCUCCUGUAAAUGAGGGUGGGAGAUGCAGUGGCUUAAUGGUCAGUGCACUGGUCCUGGGUCAAGAGGUCUGGGUUCAAGACCAGGCCGGGUCGCUUUGUUGUAUUUUGGGUGAGACACUUUACUCUCACCAUGCCUCUCUCUACCCAGGAGUAUAAAUGGGUCCUGGGGAAGGAAGCUUGAUGAAAUGCUGGGGGUAACUUUUCGAUGGACUAGUAUUCCAUCCAGGGCGUGGGGAGUAGUAGUACUCCUUGUUGCUUCAUGCCACAUGGCAGCUGGGUGAAGCUCCGGCUGGGUGGGUGGGCCAAUAGACCCGAGUACUGACUUUACUUUUACCUUAUCUGUGAGUGAGAUGGUUCUAACUUUUGGCCUUUUUUGUAGGAGAUGGAGAUAGUAAAGGCAUAGAUAAUUAUCAAAGCAGCAAGUAUCAUGUGAGUGAACAUGUAUAUGUAGCCUCUUUUGUUUUAGCACAAAUAAUCAUGAAUUACUUUACAAAACCACCACAUAAGUUUCUGCAUUGACACAGAAUGUGAAGGCAAAUUACUUAGGGCAGUCUUCACUCAUAUUCCUCAACCACAAAACUGAUGUGGGUUCAGGGCUAUGCCUUUCAGGCAUCUCAGCCAUAGUGCUGUAAAUGUUAUUGAGCACACAAAAUGUCUAUUGGUUGACAACCAAUCUUAAAGAAGUUUGAUAUAUUUUUCAUCAUUUAGGGCACUAGGUGAAAUCAUUUUUAGGAAUUUUUUUUUAUUAUUUUUGGAAUUUUUUUUAUUAUUUAGUGUGCACAAGUGGAUGUUAUUUCAGCUAUCUAGUUUUUAUGGUAGGCAGCUGUAGUUUAUACAAUUCUGUUUCUUUAUAGCAAUCACAAGGUGAUUACAUGAAUGUUGAAAGUGAUCGACACCGAGGAGAAGAACAGCCACAGGUUUCAGUGGAAGGAGAACAGUCUGUUCCUACUGAAUCAAAACACAAUGAAACAGAACAUUUUCAGCAGUCUGAAUAUCAUGAGCACGGCUGGGGUCAAAGAGAUGAUUGGGAUAGACCACAACACUUUGGGGAGAGACACCCAAGGGAUGCCCUUCCUUGGGAUAAAGAGAAACCCCAUCAAGAUUCAGAUAGGCCCCCACCACCUCUGGGUGAUGGGUUUUUGGGGUGGGAUAGAGAGCAUCCUCCCACAAACAGAGAUGGGAGGCCACCACCUCCAACAGAGGGGGAGUAUCAUGAUAAAGACUUGGACAGAAGAGACUGGAGACCACCAGUGAAUAGGUAUGACAGCGGACCAAGACCACCUUCACCAAGAAGUGAAAGGGACUUUGGACCUUUUAGGCAUGAUAGAGAUAGGCCACCUCCUUUCCCACCAGGCAAUUGUGAUACAGGACCUUGGCCAGAUCAGCCAGGUGGAAGAUCUCCUUUUCCAAGGGAUGACUGGGAUAGAAAAAUCCCCUUCCCAAGAGAUAGACCUCCCUUUCCAGUGGAUCUUCAAGAACAUCCUCAAGAAUGGUACGGCAGAAGGUCUCCAUCAGAAAGACGCAACUGGGAAGAGCAACCACCUUUAGUAAGUGGUGUGGAAGAUCAGAGGCCACCCUUUAGGGAUGUGAAGGAAGGAGGACCCCCUGUGUUAGGAACUGAGCCUGAUCAUAGACCACGUGACAUUGGUGCCAUUGAUGCCUUCUCAAAACAAGAUGAACAAGACAAGGUGGGACAUCAGCUACCCAGAGAGCCCACUGAUAAAGUACCACCAGAAAUGGAAGGGAGAGACAAACCACCUUAUCUAAGAGAUGAACGACCCCGCCCUCCCUCCCCUGGACGUGAUUGGGAAAGGCCGCCUUUCCCACGAGACCAUUGGGACCGUCCUCCUUUCCCUAUAGAUGAGUGGGACAGGCCCCCUUUUCCUAGAGAUGACAGGGAUCGACCUCCUUUCCCUAGAGAUGAGUGGGAUCAUCCUCCUUUCCCUAGGGAUGAUAGGGAAUGGCCACCUCAUGCUAGAGAGGAAAGAGAUAGACGUCCUUUUCCUAGAGAUGAAAGAGAUUUUCCAUUUCCACCAAGAGGUGGCCGAGAUCGUUGGCCACCACCUCUGAGGGAUGAAAGAGAGAGAUGGCCUCCCUUUCCUCCAGGAGAAAGGGAUGACUUUGGAUGGUCCUCAAGAGAACAUGGUCCACCAGAGAGACCCAUGUCUCCUAGGGGUAGAGAUGGGCAUAGAGGGAGACACCCAUUUGAUGAAGAUGAGAGAAGAAGACGCAUGUCUCCACCUCCUUGGCCACUAGUUGAUCACUUCAGAAGGAGACAAUCUCCACAUGGUGACGAGUUUAGAGGCAGGCCUCCACCUCCUGAGGAGUUUGAUCGUUUUGAUCACCCUGUACCACCACCAUGGGAUAGGGAGAGAAGAGACUGUAAGUACUUGUUACUCUUUUGAGUGAUAUUAUUGUUGAUGAGUCUGUUUCAUGAGUAAUUGUAAUAAACAUGUUACCUCACCUACUCUUAAAUCAACAUACUAUUUAUGUUUCUGCUACCCCACUUCUCUAGCUGAUGUCAGUUUGUCCAUGUAUAUGGAAGACUCAUGUGUACCUGCAUCAUUAAGUUGUAUUUUUCUGUAAAUUAUUUGGUUACACUUUUCAAUUCCCUCUUUGGAAAAUAAAAGUAGUUCUCAAUAAGAACAUACCUUUGCUGUACCUACAUUAUAUGACUCCAGAAUCUUGUUUGUUUAAUUGGCUGAUAAGUUUCAUUGUAUGAGCAUUAUUUCAGAUCAUGUUGUCAUAAUGUUUUUGUCCAGAGUGGUGUUUUGAGGAUGGAAAAAUCUUUGAUUUGUUAGAUAUUUAUGGCUAAUUUUUCCUGUGUCCUCCAUGACAUGCUGGUUCCCUUGAAAAGUACUAAGGUUUCAAAUACACCCUGAUUUGGCUUUUAACUCCCUGUGAGUUUAUCAGAGGCUUACAAAGGCAAAGGCUGAAGACAGUUUUGACACUGAGUUUUCAAUCAUUUGUGUAGCCGAGGCAACCAUAAUAAAAUGGGAUAAGGGUGUAUGAGAGUGUUGGCAGUACGAAAUAGAGUUGACAGGUGCAUUUCCAGCCAUCAGGAGACAUGCUACCUCAAGAGUGAACUUACUUGGGUUUUCAAUUUUGUAUACCUCUCAAAUUCUGAGUUUCAUUUGAGUUUCAUAGGACUAAAGGCAAAGUUAUCACAACAACCAAUCAGGGCAAAGGGAAAUAGAUAAGAUAAAUAGACAAGGAACCAAUGAGAGGUCAAUAAAAUACUUGUAGAUGACCUGGCCUGAUUUAUCACCAUGUUAAGAUUGUUUUUAGUUUGGUUAUUGAUCACAGAAGAAAUAUCAAUUAAAUUCUGAAUUACUGUCACCUGUAUGUUUACAACAACUAAACAUUUUUUUUUACUAGAUUCUGAUCAUUUACAAUGUGGGUCACAGUUUCUCUGGGCAAACAAUCUAAAUACAUUUUAUUGUUUCUCAGAUUCAAUUUUUUUGGUUUUCAGGGAGAAGACCUCCUGAAGAAGAGAGGUUUAGAGACUUACCCCACCCAGUUGAUAGGUGGAGAAGGUCACCUUCACCUCACAGAGAACUUCCAGAUCGCUUUCCUCCUGAUCGCCCCAGAGAGUGGGAAAGAGAUGGCAGACGAGGACCAGAUGAUAGGUGACUUUUUCUUGACACACGUUAUGAUUUCAAAUAGGAUUUCAUUGAUUGCUUAAAGCGUACGAUUGGUAAUAGUGACGUCUGCUCGUAACUUAGGCCGGUGGCCCACACUGCAUUUUGCUUUUGUUGUCAGUUUUUUAUUUUUGUUGUUAUUCAAUCAAACAGUAACCUUGAGUUGAUAAUAUUCUUUCUUCUUAUGACCCGCCUGCCAGGCAAUGUGUUGAUAAUGUAAGCAAAAAUAACUUUUUGGUCAUGUCUAGCAGUUAAAGCAUUAACCAUUGACUUAACGUCUGAUUCCAACAGGUUUUAUGAUGAGCGACCUCCUCCACACAGAUUGCCUCCAAUGGAUGAUCACUACAGAGACCGACCUCGAUACUCAGAGGACCAUUCCCUACAUGACCCUGCUGCCUACCCACCACGCCCUAAUGACGGUAGACAUCCGACUGAGGCACCACGGAUGGAGAAGAAACCGGAGACUGUUCCAGUUGAGAGCAUCUUGGACCCUCCAGGGCGUGACUCCAGACCAGACAGGGUAAGGCUGAACAACGAAACUCAAUCAUGUAGUAGUUCAAAGUUUCCUUCUCCAUCAUAACAUUUACUUCAAACGUCUUUCAGUAAAAUAAAUGCAGUGUCACUCAGAUAUAUGUGAACCAAGGUAUACGCAUAACAUGUAGACCAACAGGUGUUGAUGCCUAUAAGCACGUUAGUGUGUAUGCAAGAAAGCUAGCUUUCACGGUCUGACUAGAAAUUUUGCCUUCUCGCUGAUAUACAUCUUGUUGGAAUCAGAAGUGUCGUGGACCAGUAAAACCAUGUGACUCGUAUGUGUUAAACCAAUAAUAAACACGAAAAGCAAAAUGAGAGGUUUGAUGUUGAUCUAAUAAAUUUCUAUCUUGCAGAUUGUUAUUAUUCUUAGGGGACCCCCAGGGAGUGGAAAGACACAUGUAGCCAGGCUUAUCAAGGUGAGUAUUUCGAUUAAAGUAUGCCACCGUUCGCUCCAACGAAGGGCUAACGCUGAAAACGUCAGCUUUCGAAACUGUUUACGGUGGCCAAUUUAAUUACUUGAGUCAGUUGAUAAAAUCAAGUUAUCUUGUCAGCAUAUCUCUGCUAUGAACGGUGCGAGUGUAUGCCACUCACAAACAAGUAUCGUUUCUUUUACUCGCUCCUUUUGUUGAGUAAUUAAAACAACAUGCUCUUGCAGAAGGGUUUGUUUUUCAUCUUAGUACGCAGGUGGAACAAACAAAAAUAGUUCCCUAUAGGAUUCGAACCGUAGACCUUCGGAUUCCGCGUUCGGAUGCUCUACCACCGAGUCACAGAGACUCUGUGGUGACCUAGGCCAUUAUUAGGUUCGUAUAAGACACGAGACCCGCUUACUGUUAGGAUCAGUAAUGUCGUAAGCCUUAUGUGAAUUGAUUGAAUAUUGUACCAUUACUAUCCUUUUUGUCUCUUUCAGGACAAGGAGGUGAACAACGGAGCACACGCACCAAGAAUCCUGGCCUUGGAUGAUUACUUUUUGAUGGAAGUGGAAAAAGUAGAAGAAGACCCGGAGACCGGAAAGAAAGUUAAGAAGAAGGCAAGUUUUAGUUUUGUGUGCUUUUCACAGAGAAUAAUCAGAUUUUAGUAUCACAAUCAUUGCUUUAAAGCGCUCUUUGAUGAAGUGUCGUAAAACAAAAACCGAAGUAAUUACAACGGCCAAUCUGAAGGAAACUAAAAGCAAGCAAUCCGCCUACAGCGCGCGAAAAUGCGGGCGAACAGGUCGUGACUGAUGGAAGUGUUGCAUCUGAUUGGUUGAGAGGGUGGCGCGAGUUUUCUGGACCAAUCACGGAGCAAAUUAAAGUGAAAACAAUGUAGUUCCGAAUUGCUUUCGACACUCAAUUGAAAAUUGCUAAUUGUUUGAAGUGCAGUUAAUGGAUCGAACCUGAGAGUAAUGGUCGAUUAUGUGAGGUAAUCGUCUGGUUGAGAGCAGUUCUGAAUAGGACUCUUAUUGGUGAAAAUAACUGAGCAGACCACUGCCUGAAAGGAAGUCCUCAUCAGUUCACAAAAGAGAACGAAUUCUUCUCAGGUUGUUUAAAUAUUGUAUAAACUGAGGGUUGUCGUGUUUUGACUGACCUUCCCAGGCAAUCAUGCUUUACAAUUGACUACUACAUGCGAUUUCAAUGGUUUGUUCAGUUAUAUUGACUUUGGUGAACAUUUUCGUAGUUGUGGAGAAAUCACCUUGAUUUAUUCAAUUAUGUUUUAUAAACAGCCUGGAGACGAAAGCAAUCUGCAGUGUCCAACUUCUGUAAGAUUCGAACAGCUGAAUGCCUAAAAUACUCUGUCUGUCUAGAGUUUAUGUCUGUGAAAUGUUCCCAAUCCAUAUGUUUAACACUUACAAGCAUAUCAAUAACUUGCACGCAUAUGCAAUUUCUCUGAAUUUAUUAAAAUACCAUGAUGAACAGCCCUUAUUUGAUACUUGUGCGCAAAAGUUACAGAAAGUAGAAUACCCUUGUCGAAAACUUGACAUUAAGACUUACUGGUGAAAUUCCUAGCAUAUAAUGAGGAAUGCAUACGUUUCUCGCGUGGUUUUACGUAUUUACGUUUCCGUCUGGUCUUUUCGAUUAGUCGUCUUUGCAAUUAGCCAGAAAUGUUUUGUUAGUUGGUCCUUGGGACUUUUUAAAUAUGUCUGUAAAGGACGAGAUUUGUCUUGUCGCAUUUUUUUUACCAGGGAAGUCAAUCACAUCGCCUCGAUUUGAUGUACUCAGCCUUGAUUUGACAUACUCGACCCAGUUUUCCUGGCUUCUGUUCAAACCUUUCAAACGUGGGCCCAUUGUCUGCUUAAACAGCAACAGUUUACAAGAAUCUACAUGAGGAUCUUUUAAUCUUAUUUCCUCUGUAGGUAACAGAAUAUGUGUUUGAAGAAGAGAUGGAGGAAGCUUACAGGGCUAGUCUGUUUAAAUCAUUUACUAAGACGCUGGAAGAUGGAUUCUUUCCUGUGGUGAUAGUCGACGCUAUUCAUGACAAGGUCAGGUGUAUGAUUUGUUGCAUUUACUUACAUUUUAUAGCGCCGCUGACAAUAUACCCAGGGCGCAGUUUCCUACGCCAUGAGCGUUGCUUGUAGUUUUUGCCAAGUUAAGCUCUGAGCGAAGGAUUUUAAAGCUAUCCCGUAAGAAGCAAUAACUUCGAAUCGCGGGGUAGAUCCUCGUAUAUAAACCGUUAUGGUCGUUGUUUGUAAGAAUACAAGGCAUCUGGACGCACACAAGUUGUUGUGUUGUAUUUAUUUUCGCCAAGCGUAGCCGGCCCUUACAUCAGGGUAUAGUUAUUUCCAAUCAAAGCACAUGUAAAUCAUUCCCUUGCUGAUUUUACCUGAUGGUAUGACGUUAGUCGUACUUUAACAUCUAGGUAUGGACCUGAAAUUCACUUACUCAUUCACUUCAUUCUGAUCUGUUGGACAAUUAAUUUAUGCUUUUAAAGUGGAUAAGACGCGUUAUCUCCUGCCUCCCCAACUGGGUUUGGUCUGUUCCCGAAGUUGUUCCUUUGUCUUCUGUUCAUAUAUCUAGGGGGGAGGGGGGUGGUGGGAUAAAGGAGGAAAUUCUAUUUUAUUCUUAGUGGCCUCCAGUCUGUUCAUAGACCUUUCAUUUUCACUACAAUUCUUUGUCCAGAGAGCGAGCGAAGUGAGAGCCGCGGGAAACUUACACUCUUUCAUUAGUAUGCAUUUUUUCAAAGCCGUUCUCAAUAUAUUUCCUAUAGUACUGACUAGGAGUUGGCUUACUAGACUAAGUUGGCUGUCAUUUCCAUUAUCCUCGUGUCCCUAAUGUUUGACUCAGGGACAAAUCACAUGCUAUUCACUCUCUGGGGAUCACGGUUAAACAACGGGAACCGUUUGAAGUGGUUGGGGUAGGGGCCACUCUCGCUUUUCUUCAACAUUAUCAUUAUUAUCAUUUUCUCGAUGUCCACUUUUCGGUCAUUUAGUAGUAACAAUAUCAUUCUUUUGCAAAUAAAAAGGUUGAACAUUUUGAGAAAUACUGGAGCCACGCAAAACAAAAAGGUUUCGAGGUAAGUCAAUCAUAUUGGAGAACUUUCUGCAUAGCCAUAAUACUAAGUGAAACGUUUACAAUAACCUUGCCCUAUCUUAAGUUGUUAUGAACAACCUAUCCCUCAAUGGAGAAGGACACGGUGAAAUUAUCACAGAACACGAUGCAACAUCCCUGUUACCAAUAUGCUUAAGAAACACACUUCAUAACGAAUAUCCUUAGCACCUUUACACCCUAACAUCAGUAUGCAUAUUCUCCAUACUGUUCUUCAUACAUUUUGUAAGGUACUGACAAAGAGAAUUUGUUUAACCAUCAGUUUACAUAUUCUCCAUACUGUUCCUUGUACACUUCUUAAGGUGCUGACAAGCAGAAUUUGUUUAACCAUCAGUUUACAUAUUCUCCAUACUGUUCUUCAUACAUUUCGUAAGAUGCUGACAAGGAGAAUUUGUUUAACAAUCACGAGCUUCUUUACUUGGUGAUCAUUUUCUUUAUUCUCGUGAUCUUAGAGUGUGAUUCAGGGGUGAUAUUGUAAGGAGAAAUUAGAUGUUCGUCUCUCUUUGGGGUCAAAGGGUUAAUAACCAAAACCAAACUGUCCAACUGAGACUGAGUCCUUAUCAUCUCAUUUUGUGGUCCGUUUAAAUACGUUCGUUACCAGUCUUCACUUUGGUUCUUCUGUUUAUUGUGAACAGGUUUAUGUUGCUGAGUUAAUGGCUGAUGCACAUGCGUGCGCUAAGCGGAACAGUCAUAAUCGGACGUUUGAGGACAUCAAUAAGGUACUAUUGAGGACGCAUUCCCAAUGAGUGCCAUGAAAACAAAAUCGAAAGUGGAGGGCCCAUUCAUAACUUGCCUACAAAUAAGAAUGUGUCUCGCUCAUCUGUAAUACCAUCCAACGAUGUUUUGUUGCGAAUAGCAUUGUGGUCAUGCGUAGUUGUGUUUAUGCUUCUCGUGAAAAAUGGCUGAUUGCAUCCGUAAUUUGUCAAAGUGAUUCCUAAAAAUACGUUCCUGAAACAAUCUGGGUGAUCGAAUGAUGACGCAAUUAUGGGACUCGGCUAUUGCAGUGUAUCUCUUUAGGAAUCAAGUAUUUCGCUUAAGCUCGUCAAGUAACUGACCCUUCCUUUUGCUGAUUGUCAGAUGGUAUCCGCCUGGGAAGAGACACCGGUCCAUCAUCUGAGACUUGAUGUACGAUCACUGUUGCAAGAUGCUGUCAUUACCGAGGUCUGUAUCCCUACAUUGCAUCUGUUACCUACGUCGUCAUGAAACACUGUAGUUUGCUGAUAUUUAUUGUUUUUAUAAACGAUGGUGGACUGGGAAGAGUUUUAAGAGUUGUAAAGGAUCUUGAACUCGUGCCUUUAAAGUGUCGAAUUCUUUUAAAACACAUUUUGAGCGCAAGCCUUCACCACAUUGUUGACCUCCUCUCCCCGACUUUUGCCAAGACUACCAAAAAAUAUUAGUGUGGCAAGACAGAACUUGAAAAGAGAAAAACAACAAAUCGAAAGGAAGCGAGGAUGGUCAAGAAUGGAGGAGAUUGACCUGGAUUAUAAAUGACGAACUAGAAAAAUUAAGGCUUAAUUUUUCAUGAUGCAGAAUCCUUAACCAAUUAUAUUAGUAAGCUAAUUUUUCCAUACUAUUUUAUAUAUUUAUACAUUUAUAUAUACAUAUAUUUCCUAAGGUCUGGUACCGAAUAGGAUAAUUUGUUGAACAAUUAAGAGCUUCUCUAGUUUAUGAUCAUUUCCUUUAUUCUUGUGGCCUUAAUGUGUGGUUCAGGGGUGAUAUUGUAAGGAGAAAUUAGAUGCUAGUCAUCCUUAGGGGUUUUAGGGUUAAAGCAGCUGUGUUUUUAAAACUUCAUUUGCUCACAGGUUGAGAUGGAGGCAGCAGAUGAAUCAGCAGUGGCGGCCAGUUCAGAAGAAAUGGAAAAACAGCAGGAACCAAUGGAGGAAGAAGAGGUAAGAACUAACAAAAUAAUGUCUCUAUUACAACAGAAACUAAAACAUCAUUGGACACAGAGUCACAGUUGGAUGAUCGUAAGUAGCCUGCUCAUGAAUGAAUAAAAUACGCGGCCUUUGCCGAUGGAAGGGGGUGUCGUAGUGUCAGUAAUCUCUCCUCUCUAUCAACGAAAACGUUGACUCAUGUAGUGAUAUAGUUUCACAUAUCCCCCGAUGCCAAAAGAAACAAGUGUAUCACCCUCCCCCCCCCCCCUUCCCGCCUUACUGGAAACUCAUCUCCACGCCUUAAAAUAAGUAAUUAGAAGACGUUUGUAUGAAUUAAAAAGAACAUAAAUUAAACGAUAUGUCUGAUGUACUCAGCAUGGUCUGAUUCUUAAAACCAAACGAAACCAGCCUUAAAAUGAAAAAAAAUUACUCCGCAGUGAAGGAGACCUGUUGAGAGGUUGUUACGCCCGUUUUUGCCAUGUAAAAUGAAAUUUAUACAAUUUAGAUAAUUAAUUUAUCAUGUAAUGAAAACCUUACGGCAAAAGAAUAUCAACAAUAUCUCUCAUAAUAAAAACAAACCCAAAAAACAAAAUAUUCAAUCUUGGCGUAGCAAAAUUGCCAACUGAAAUAUUUUUAACUUUAAUCAACAAAGAACAUGUACUUUAGAUCCAAAUUACAACAAAAUAUGGUCGAAAUAGAUGAGGGCAACUGUUAUGGGUGAGAGCACGACACCGUAGUUUGUUACACACUUCUGAGAACUGGUCUGAAGUGUAAUAUUUGCACAAAAGUCUGUUAACACGAAAUUUUUAAAUUUUGCAUAUUAUUUUGCUGUUGUUAGUCAGCGUUGGCAUUAAUCAUGUAAAACUCUUUGAAAUGUCUAACACAAAACCCCAAAACCCCAAAAAAUUUUGCCGUAUCUUUGGUUUGAUUUAAUUCCUAUUCAAAAGCGAAACAGUUGCCACGUCUGUUCCUCGUUAUUCCUUUCUAGGGAAAGGAAACACAGGUAUAUUAUGGGGAAAAAAUUGAGCUCGAAUGCAGCUAAGUUUUUCCAAGUCUACGUUUCGUUUGUCGGUUUUCCCAGAAUAUACGCACGUUUACAUUUCAAACACUUUUACCUUUACAAACGUAAAUUAAAGGUUUGGUGUACAGGCUUGCAUGGGCAACAUAGAAUGCGCAGAAUAUCAGGGAAGGUUUAGUUAAUUUUUGAAACGACCGAGGGGAAUUCUUCUUCUUGUUAGAGCUAUUGAAAAGGCAGAUUGCCUUUGACUAAGCUUCAUGUAGUUUGAAAUCGGAAAAGUACACUUGGGCAUUCCAAGUCUAGUCUCGGUGGUUUAUUGUGUGAAAAUUGUGUUCAUCUGGUCAUCGAUGUAAUGAAGAGACAGUAAAAAAUAGGUGAGAGUGAACUAAAAGGAGACAGACUUAAAUGACUGACACAAUACCACAAGUUAUAACGUUAAAUAUCUUUUGUGCGGUUUGCGGUUGUUUUGUAGUUCAUUUUCACAGGGUCUGUUGAUUAUUUCACAGUCUGAGAUACAGGUGCCUUCGCGCAGCAAAUGGGAAGAAAUGGAGCCGGCUGAGGACAAACUGAGUAAGUAGCCGUCUUGUAAAUGUACAGAAAAAGCUGCUUGCUAAUUACUAACGUUAUAGAACGUUGUUUUGCAGAAAAUAUUAUUCACAGUUAGUGAAAAAACUUUCGUUCUGAUAAAAAGAUCAAAGUCCAAGAUUACAUUAAGCUGUUGGCCACGGCUGUGCACCGAGUCACUGUAAUGAUGACUGGCAAAUAGAUUGUUUCGAACAGAGAAUGCGUUGAAUUGUUUAAAAAUGGAAAAUAACAUCGUUCAUUUUCGCUUGAAAAGGAGGGUAUAGCUUCACCUCGCUUCGAUGAAAUCAAUUUUUCGCUUCUGGGAGAAGGGCAUGAAAUACAAACCUCUGUCAUUCUCCACCGCGUGUUGAACGAUUGUGCAAAGUUCUUGGAAACUAUACAGUCCUCCAAGACUCAAAGGAGUCUCAGGGCACGAAACCUUAAUUAUGGGCUCUUAAAAGCUCUUCAGUGUUAUACGAAUUCACAAAUUAUGUUGCACUCAGAGAGCAUGGUGGAAUUGAGCAAGAGAGCUUAAAAGUACAAAAACUUAUGCGAUAUAAACGCGCUGCCGGGUCAUUUUACCAAUGCUGUUAGCGAGCUUUUCUGGCCAAUUUUAAAAUGCGUUCAUUGAAUAGAAAGGUAAGGUUGAAUCAAGUGAUCCGAACUGUCAAGCAGCUCUGUCUUUGCAAGAACUCUUAAUCGGUUAGUUCUAUCAAUGGCAGAUAUUCCUGUCAUUGGAAACGGUACGGAGCAUUAUGGUAGGCAAUCCAAAUAAGGAUUGAGCGGCUGAACCACUGGAAACAUGAAAUAUAUACUAGCACUCAAUUUAGCACUCUUACAAAUUUAGACUCAGGCACGUUUUUCUUUUAGCCAAGAGAUUGUAAUUUAAAAUAUUUACAAGACAUGAAAUGAAUUCCGUAUGGUUGGUCGAGUUUGCUACGUCCUUGACCUGCGAAAGCGUGUUGACAUGAUCAUUUCCAGACUGUCAUUAAUCUGAUAACAAGAGUUGCUUUGACUUGAAAUGCCCUUUUACCAUUUACUUUCUUACUCUGACGGAUAUGUUUCCUAAUGAAAUUGGUAAGAUUUAAACUGAAUUCAGAUGUGAUCUUCUUGUAAAUAUCUUAACCCUCGUCAAACCCUAAGGGUCGGUUGUUUAGCAAACCGUGUUUUAACUGUCCUGAGUUAAGCUGAAUCUUUUUUCUGAACAAUUAUUGUGUUAAGAGGGCUGAAAGCUAGUAGUGGAGGAAUAUUUUUGUAAUGGAAAGAACCGUAUUAGAGAAUACAUGAGGGCCACUGCUUGCUUAAAACCACGUUUUGUGUUAGACCUCAUGUAGAUAACCUGCCAUAAGAGUCGUAUCAGCAUCUUAUUUUCACAGAUAUACUGCUGAAUCAUUCGUUUAGCUUUGAUUUUGAAACAAUUUCUCCUUGUCCAUCCAACUGAAGUGUCUUGAGGAAAUUAUGGAGAAUGUGGAUACUGAUGCUAGCGUGUAAACGGUUCGCAAACCAAGCCGCGAGAGUUUUUUCUUUCUUGCCUUUCCCUUUUUGUUUCUGACUCCUUUUCUGAUUUGUUUCUUUUCCAGAUAAACUUGAUGGUAUCCGUCCCAUGAAAAGCAAGAGGAAACGAGAAGAGUCGCCGCCAUUGCAUUUGAGUGAUGACGAUGACCCGUAUGAUGAACGUGAAGAAGACAUGCGCAUUGGAAAGAAAAGGGUGGGUGAUGUUUCGUGUUAUCAAGUAUUUAAGGAGUCUCGCAUUUAUCGCAUGAUGUUGGACAAAGGAUGUUUGUCAUCAGUGCUCGUGUUCAACAUCAUUUAUGAUAUGCGCGCGUGCUCAUUAAGUAUCUCUGUACCUCUGUUGGGUUUGUAACCCCUUAAAUUUUUUAGGUGUUGUUUCCAGACCUCCAGACCUUUCCUAAUGUUGCAUCCAGUGCUUUUCAUUCGUUUGAUUCCCACGCGCAACAAUGUGGAGCUCUGUCCAACAAUUCAGAUUUAGCAGUUUUGAAUGAUGUUGGAUCCGUUUGACAGGGUCUCUGGAUGUCGAUUUUUUUUUUCUAGGUUCGGUGGGCGGACCUGGAAGAGAAGAAAGAGUUAGAACACAGACGAAGGAUCGGUUUUUGUAUAGGUACCGACUGGAGCUUGUUAACGGAUCCUCACGCGGAAAUUCCUCGCAUGUAGGGAUAGAGUAUG
Messenger RNA from Pocillopora meandrina, 19544 nucleotides. The record is from the annotation of a GenBank genome assembly. Lineage: Eukaryota; Metazoa; Cnidaria; Anthozoa; Scleractinia; Pocilloporidae.